GAUCCUGAGACUGAUGACAGUGCUGAUUGGAAGGAGACCAGAGAACCUCAGUCAGCUUUAAACUCUCUGAAACAUGAUUCAAGAUGUAAGAAAACGUUCAGCUGCUCUGAGUGUGGGAGAAGAUUUGGCCGCAAGCAAAAUCUGAAGAGUCACAUGAGAUCUCAUACAGGAGAGAAACCUUUCAGCUGCUCGGUCUGUACGAAAUCUUUUACAUACAGUGCAAAUUUACGGUCACACAUGGCAGUGCACACAGGAGAGAGGCCAUUCAUCUGCUCAGUGUGUAGAAAAUCUUUUAAACAGAGUGGAAGUUUAAAGAUGCACAUGAGAACUCAUACAGGAGAGAAAACUUUCAGCUGCUCUGAGUGUGGGAAAAGAUUUGCCCGCAAGCAACAUCUGCAGACACACAUGAUAACUCACACAGGAGAGAAACCUUUCAGCUGCUCGGUCUGCAAGAAAUCUUUUACAGAGAGAGGAAGUGUAAAGACACACAUGAGAAUCCACACAGGAGAGAAACCUUUUAUUUGUUCUGAGUGUGGAGAAAGAUUUUGCUACAAGUCAUAUUUGAAGACUCACAUGAUAACUCACACAGGAGAGAAAGCUUUCAGCUGCUCAGUCUGUAAGAAAACUUUGGCAGAUAGGGGAAGUGUAAAGGCACACAUGAGAAUCCACACAGGGGAGGAACCAUUUAGCUGCUCUGAGUGUGGAAAAAGAUUUAACCAGAACUCAAAUCUGAAGAGACACAUGAUAACUCACACAGGAGAGAAACCUUUCAGCUGCUCAAUCUGUAAGAAAGCUUUUACACAGAGUAGCCAUUUAAAAUAUCACAUGAAACAACACAAAGGAGAGGAACCAUCUACUUCCAGUGGGGACCAGGAGCAGUCAGAGAAUCUCAGCCAUGUUGGAACUCUCUGAACCAUAGAAAUAAAAUGGAUAGAAAGGGCAUUCAAAUCAACGUAGCAUAAUGGUCAGAGUGGCAGCGUUUUUUAUGUGUAACAUUGCCAUAGUAAUGUAUAAACUUCGACUAGGGCGGUCCCAAAUGAACGGAAUUUUUUUAACUAUUAAUUUAGCUAUAAUUUUUUCGAUUAGUCGACUAAUCUAACGAU
Molecule: messenger RNA, 1103 nt
Organism: Perca fluviatilis (European perch)
Lineage: Eukaryota; Metazoa; Chordata; Actinopteri; Perciformes; Percidae
Product: gastrula zinc finger protein XlCGF17.1-like
Exons: 1
Coding region: 154-912 (252 amino acids)
Biological process (GO): negative regulation of transcription by RNA polymerase II; regulation of immune system process; regulation of cytokine production
Source: RefSeq, a predicted model, not a curated record